AUGGUUCAUAAAUUAUUGUCUCCAAGAUUUUGGCUGGAUAAAUUCAUCAUUUUAUUUUUAGAGCUUAUAUUGUUAAUUUUACAAAGUACACUUUACCUUAUUAAAGGAAAUGAAGACAAACAAACAGCCGAAAAAAGGUUGAAAGAGCAACAAAAAGAAAGGGCUAUCCCAAAAGAUUCAGAAACGGAGAUAUGUACUUCAAUGGAACAAAUGGUAGUAAAUAUUAUCACAGGAAUUCCCUCGGAGUUAAAACCAGAUGAGACCGUUAAUGAAAUAUGUGUUCCAAAUGAGCCUCAUAUUGAACCAAUUAAAGAAAUCAACAAAACUAAAUCACAAGAAAGUGAAAUAAGACAGAAUCAACCUUUGGAAAUCGUUUGUCCACCAUUUGAAAGGAAAACAACAAAUAAUAAUAACAUUGACCCAGAUUCCAAGAUAAUUCCAAUUGAGUUCCACUGGAGACAUGGUGGAAACAAAGUUUUCGUUACUGGCGAUUUUGACAAUUGGCAAGCUACGAAACACGAAAUGCAUCGUAAACCUGGCACAGAUGAUUUUGUUGCUAUCGUUGAUAUCGACCUUACAAAGCAACAUCAAUUCAAAUUUGUUGUCGACGGAAGUUGGCACUUCAAUGGUGAUUUACCUACACACUGUGAUGAAUGUGGCAACGUAAACAAUGUCAUUUAUGCUUUCCCGGCUGGUCCACUAAGUCCUGAAUUUAAGGAACACGUUAUUGCUCCAUUCGCUCACAUGACUGCCGCCUACUAA
Molecule: messenger RNA, 762 nt
Organism: Diversispora eburnea
Lineage: Eukaryota; Fungi; Glomeromycota; Glomeromycetes; Diversisporales; Diversisporaceae
Source: the annotation of a GenBank genome assembly